Clarias gariepinus (North African catfish) is the source of this 2770-nucleotide messenger RNA. RefSeq names its product DEAD (Asp-Glu-Ala-Asp) box polypeptide 10 (gene ddx10). Gene Ontology annotation, molecular function: ATP binding; nucleic acid binding; RNA helicase activity. Gene Ontology annotation, biological process: rRNA processing. The coding region runs from base 89 to 2620 and encodes 843 amino acids. The transcript is spliced from 18 exons. Gene Ontology annotation, cellular component: nucleus. The record is from RefSeq and is a predicted model, not a curated record. Lineage: Eukaryota; Metazoa; Chordata; Actinopteri; Siluriformes; Clariidae.
AUGAGAGUUCGCGAAGAACAGGAAAACGUUUCCUCCACAUGUUGUCUCUAAUGAAGUCUGCUUAAACAGUCGAGUAUUUAUUACGAAAAUGCGAAUAAAUAAAGGUAAAGGAAAGAAAGACCUUCCUCAAGACCCAGUUAAGAAUUUUGAGAAAUGGAAAAAGAAGCAUGACAAAAAGAAGAAACAGACAACACGGCCGAUGAAGAAACGCGAGUGGGAGAUAGAGAGAGAAAACAUCCAGAAGCUGGUCGCGAAGUACGCAGAGAUAAACCCAAAAGAAGCCAUUAAGUUCUCAGAUUUUCCACUCUCAAAGAAGACUCUAAAAGGACUGUUAGAGGCUCAGUAUCGGCAGCCCACUGAGAUCCAGAGACAGACCAUUGGCUUCGCCCUUCGAGGAAAAGAUGUUUUGGGAGCUGCAAAAACCGGCUCAGGGAAAACUCUGGCUUUUCUCAUUCCUGUGCUGGAGUGUCUGUAUCGUAACCAGUGGACAGCUAUGGACGGUCUCGGCGCUCUUAUAAUAUCUCCCACUCGAGAGUUGGCUUAUCAGACAUUCGAGGUGCUGAGGAAAGUAGGGAAGAACCAUGACUUCUCAGCUGGACUUGUUAUUGGUGGAAAGGACCUCAAGGACGAGUCGCUGAAGAUUCAUCGCACAAACAUCAUCAUUUGCACACCAGGACGUCUGCUACAGCACAUGGAUGAAAAUUCCUCAUUCCACGCCUCAGACCUGCACAUGCUCGUUCUGGAUGAAGCUGACAGAAUUUUAGACAUGGGCUUUGCCGACACGCUCAACGCCAUUGUGGAAAACCUUCCGAAAACCAGACAGACGCUGCUGUUCUCCGCCACGCAGACCAAGUCUGUGAAAGACCUGGCCAGACUCAGCUUGAAGGACCCCGAGUAUGUGUGGGUUCACGAACAGGCCAAAUUCAGCACGCCUGCUACUCUGGAGCAGAGCUACGUAGUGUGCGAGCUGCACGAGAAGGUCAACAUGCUCUUCUCGUUCAUGAGGAGUCACCUGCAGAAGAAGAUUAUUGUCUUCUUCGCUUGUUGCAAAGAGGUGCAGUAUAUGUUCCGCGUGUUCUGCCGGCUGCGGCCCGGUAUCUCGGUGUUGGCCCUGCACGGAAAGCAGCCACAGAUGAAGAGGGUGGAGGUCUACAACGACUUUGUCCGCAAGAAAGCCGCUGUCCUUUUCGCCACGGAUAUUGCGGCAAGAGGACUCGAUUUUCCUGCCGUGAACUGGGUGCUACAGUUUGAUUGCCCGGAGGAUGCCAACACGUACAUCCACAGAGUUGGCAGGACAGCCAGGUAUAAGGAAGGAGGAGAAGCCUUGCUCAUACUUCUGCCCUCGGAGGAGAAAGGCAUGAUCGCUCAGCUUCAGGAGAAAAAAGUUCCCAUCAACAAGAUCCAGGUGAACCCAGAGAAGCUGACGUGCGUGCGGCAGAAGCUGGAGGCCUUCCUGGCCCAGGAGAAGGAGCAGAAGGAGAGAGCUCAGAGGUGUUUUGUGUCUUACCUUCGCUCCGUCUUUUUGAUGAAGAACAAGGAUGUGUUUGACGUGUUUCAGCUAAAACUCCCAGAAUAUGCCACGUCUCUGGGUCUAGCUGUCCCCCCACGGGUGCGUUUCCUGAAUAAAGCUCAGAAACAGAAGGAUGAAGUGACGCAGGAGAUAAGUACUGCAGCUGACGCUGACUCUGACGAGGAGCUAAAGAGCUUUAAAUCCCAGUUUAAAAAAGACCAAAGUAGCAGCUCUGAAUCUCAGUCUGAAGAUGAGGACGACGAAGAGGAAGACAGUGACGAGGAAGAAGAGCAGGUGAAAUCUGGAGGCCAGUUCUGCAGUACUGAUGAUGACGAUGAAGAUCUGAAGGAUAUGGACCUACUGACAGUUAAACGGAAAGAUGUGUUUAAUGUCAGUGAAAACCAGGAGGAGGAAGAGGAUUUCAACGGCAAGAGCAAAAAAGUGUCCAAGUUUAAGGAAGCAAAGAAAGCUCAAAAGAGAAACUUUAAAGUGAACACCAAGAAGGUCUUCAGUGAGGAUGGAGAGGUGGUGCAGCAGUGGCCUCCGCUACAGAGGGCCGUAGUGCCAGAUGACGAAGACGACAAUGACGACGAGGAGGACACUGCAGGCAUUAACGUGGAAGCAGCAAAAGAACGACUGCGCAGGGAGGAUCAAGAGUUUGACAAGAAGGAAUACAGCAGGAAGAUUAAAGAGAAACACCGGGAGAAAAGACUGAAGGAGAAGGCGGCACGUAGAGAAGCAAGCAAGCAGGCUAAAGAGGAGAAAAAAAAGAAGGCUGGUGUUGAGGAUGGAGAUGAAGAUGAUGAUGAUGAUGAUAAGGAGGAGGUGGUGGCGUACCUGUCAGGCGCUGAUGAUGAGUUUGACCCCAGCACUCUUCCCGACCCUGACACAGUGCGCAAUUCAGAUAACGAAAGCAGUGAUGGCUCUGAGCUUGCGGGGAGGAAGAGGACUCACAGCAGUAGUGAAGAUGAUGAUGAUGAUGACGACGACGCCACACACUCGGGAAGAGGGAGGAAAAGGAACAGAUCAGAAGCUGCGCCUCUGGACACUGGUCUCUCCCUGGCGGAGGAUGAGGAACUGGUGCUGCAGUUGCUGGGAGGCCAGAGUUAGACUGUUUUCACCGAAUGUACGACCAUGUGACUGUGAUCACAACUUCCCUCACCUCACACUUUUCAUAUAAUUGACUCUAAUUAUUACAUUUCUACAUCGUGGGACUUGUUUAUCUUUGUUUUUGUGAAAUAAAAUUAACGAUGGACAAAG